Messenger RNA from Branchiostoma belcheri (Belcher's lancelet), 3539 nucleotides. RefSeq lists its product as uncharacterized. The record is from RefSeq and is a predicted model, not a curated record. NCBI's taxonomy places the organism in Eukaryota, Metazoa, Chordata, Leptocardii, Amphioxiformes, Branchiostomatidae. The transcript has 20 exons. Gene Ontology annotation, biological process: arachidonate metabolic process; lipoxygenase pathway; lipid oxidation. Bases 58 to 3537 code for a protein of 1159 amino acids. Gene Ontology annotation, molecular function: metal ion binding; oxidoreductase activity, acting on single donors with incorporation of molecular oxygen, incorporation of two atoms of oxygen.
UAGUGAUUCAUUACUAAAUCUCGAUUAUUCAAUGGAGUGUUGUGUUCUACAGAGUUUAUGUCAGAUGGUGCUGAGGUGUUCUUGACCCACACCGAGGACAUGCCUGUGUCUGCUGAGGUCUACUGGUCCGCCUUUCGGGACUUCGUGGAACUGCAGCUGCACAUGGAGGGGCACGAGAACCUACGUGUUGUUAAAGGUUAUGGGGCGGUGGGCACGGUGGUGUCCUUCUACUACGACCCGGCAGACCUGGCCGAGGGGCAGCGGGAGAUGAAGCUGGUGGAGAAGGACGAUACCACUCGUACAUGGAGGGUCCAGGAGGCGGAGUCAAACGAUUUGUACAAGAAAUACGAGAUGACAAUAAAGGUUGAGGGAACCAGCACGGCCAGGGUGACCAUAUCAGUCCGCUUCGUGUCCGCCAUUAAAGACAGGAACAAACGUCGCCAGGAUAUCGGCUACCACAUGGUUCAUCUUCUGGGAGCUCGCAUCCGGGACAUUCUGAACUUCGUUGUCCGUGAAAGGGUCGGAGGAAAACACCGGUUUGAACUGGAUGUCGGCUGUUCUCGCGAGAAAAUAUGGGGCAUUGUGGGAAACUGGAAUGACGUCACAUGGAUACGCGAGGCUACGAGCACCGUUGUCAAAGGACUCCACCGAACGAUCUACUUCACCAAGGACCGUUCUCUGAAGGUCCGUCUGGCCUGGGCUGACUCCAGUGACUACCUGUUCGUGUAUGAGGGAGACAACAGUCCGGAAUUCCUGCACUGCAAGUACUACAGGGGAAGGCUGCAGUUCUUCGCCGUGAACCCUAACAAGGUGAAGGUGGUGUACGACUGUUCCUUCCUGCCGGCGAAGGACGCUCCUGUGGAACAGUUCAAGACAUGGUUCGUACCAGCUAUCGCCAGCAGGAUAGAAUGGCUCAAGGAAACCUUUGGGGAGCAGAAGGCCAGUCAGAAGGAAUCAAACAAAAGUACGAGACCUCCAGUUUUCACGAAGGGCGCGUACGCCUCAGUCGCCCGGGGCAUCGUCAGAGGACCUGUGGAGGACGUGUGGAAAGCGUUUAGGCCUUUUGGACGGGACUGCAUGGAGUACUGGAAGAUCUACGAGAGUAUGGAGAUCGAGGCUCCCGGAAAUGACGUACAAGGCUGCAUCCGGCGUUUUGUUACUUCCAAAACGAAGAGUAAAAUCAGGGAGAGGCUGGAAUGGAGGGACGACAAAACACAUGUGGAAAUCUACAGCCUCCUGAGUAUGGACCCUCCACCUCCGGUUGCCAUGGACAACGUGUACACAACAAUUACUAUGACAGAACUUGGAGAGAAAGAGACUGAAGUGAAGUUCGAGUGUACCUUUGACGUCAGCGUGUCGUUUGCGGUGUCCCGUAUCCAAGACAACCAGAAGGCGGCCUACACGGCGUGCAUCACCGGGCUGCAGCAGCUCUUCCACUCCGAGGUCGGGACGCUAGAGGUCGUUGUUGGGAGCGCCUCUGAUCUGGCACGCACUGACGGCUGGUGUGACGCUGACCCGUACAUUGUCCUCGCGGUGAAUGAUGGGAAGCCUGUGACGACAAAGGUCUGCCGGGCUACCCAGAAUCCUAACUGGGACGAGCGGUUUGAGCUGUCAGUGACUUCCCGCAGCAGGAACGUCAUCUUUACAAUCAUGGACCGAGACACAGUCGGACAGGACGACAUCAUGGGGACAGCUAACGUCAACCUGGACGAGCUGACGUCAGGCCAGGAGAAGAAGAAGACUCUGGACGUGCAGCAGGGAGGAGGGACGCUAAACGUCAGGCUGUACCUGAAGAUGCACGACAAACCCAAGGAAGCUCAGGAAGGAGGAAAACUUGUGAAACAGAUCAGCCUGCCGUUCCUGGCCCCGGUCUUCCAGAGCGAACUGGACGUCAUCAGGAACGAGUUCACCAGCCUCAUCACGUCGUUCCUUGGACAAGGCCAGAAGUACGAACUGGAGAAAACCAAACGUCUCCGGAGCCACCCCGAUGUUCCACUAGAGGAGAUGCCGGCAGCCUGUGUUCCCAUGCCCACGGCGGAGAUGUUCACUCCGGUUAAAGCAGGGAGACUAAUGCAGCGUCUCAUGGAGUUUAUCGGGUCUCAGGCUCAGAUUAUGGUCCGUCUUGCGGAAGUCAAGGGCAUCUGGGACCCGUGGAAGGUCAACUUCAGCGGCUACCUGCCUGCUAACGAGAGGCUGAUAGAAGAGUGGCAGAAUGACGCAGAGUUCUGCCGGCAGUAUCUUCAGGGCAUCAACCCCAUGCUGGUGACCGUGUGUAAGGACCAGAGCCGGAUCCCAGCAGAAAUGCUCGGACUGAAAGGACAAGGCAAGACCACCCUGCAGCUCAUGGAAGAGAACAGGCUGUUCAUCGUGGACUACGCGCCCAUGCUCGGUGUUCCCGCUACUCCGGGCAAAUUCUUCUACGCGCCCAUCCUGCUCAUGUUCAACGAACAGCUCCCAGGCGGAAAGAAUCGUCUUAAUUUGCUGGGUAUACAACUCAACAGAAACAAGGGUAGAAAUGAGGUGUACUCACCAGAGACAGCCAAGACCCACCCAAACAAGUACAUGUUCGCCAAGAUGCACGUGAUGUCAGCUGACAACAACGUGCACCAGUUCCUGUACCAUCUGGGCUACACUCACCUCGCCAUGGAGCCCAUCGCGGUGUCCCUGCACACCUACCUGCCCCCGGACCACCCCGUCCACCGCCUGCUGCUGCCGCACUUCAAGGACACCAUCGGCAUCAACUACCUGGCGCGCCACUCGCUCGUCUCCCGCAUCUUCCCCAUCACCGACCCGAUGUUCGCCACGUCCACUAUGGGAGGACUCGUCAUGUUCAUCAACGAGUGGCGCAAGUACAACUUCAUGGACAUGGCAUUUCCCGAUGAGCUGAAACGUCGAGGUUUUGACGAGGCUGGGUCUGAUGGUUUGACAGACUACCUUUAUCGGGAUGACGGCUUCAAACUGUGGAACAUCUACAAGACGUACGUGACUGGAAUGGUUAAUGAGGCUUACACAAGUGACACGACAGUGGCAGCUGACAAAGCCCUGCAGAAGUUUUGCCAGAUGAUUGAAGGUCCCGGGCAGCUUCACGGAUUCCCUCACGAGAUUCCGACCAAGCAGCUGCUGAUCGACUGUCUGACCAACAUCAUCUUCAACGUGAGCGCACAGCACUCCGCCAUCAACUUCCCGCAGUAUGACUACUACUCCUUCGUGCCCAACAGGCCGGCCCAGUUGUCGAUACCGAUGCCUGACGGACCGAACGACAUGUUACAGUCCGCUGUACUCGAGGCCCUGCCACCUCCACAGUUCACGACUCUGCAGGUCCUUCUGUCCUACAUGUUGUCCAUGCCGUCACAGACUGCAAUCACAGGGGUGGAAGCCAUGAAGGAUGUGUAUCCUGGGGUCCAUGAGGAAUUCAACAAGAAUCUUGUGUACCUCUCCGAGGACAUCAAGGCUCGUAACGACCAGCUGAAGAAGGACGGGAAGGUCCCCUACACUUACCUGGAUCCGGAAAACGUUGCCAUGAGCAUCGACAUCUAGUC